AUCAUCUCUUCUCCUACAAUUCGCCAACGGCAAGAAUAUAUCCUUCGCGUUUUACAAGUCAAGAAGGUUCCAUUCACGUCUUACGACCUAGCUUCGGACGACGAAGCAAAGAAGCUAUGGCGGAGGAAGGCUCCACGAGACAAGCAGCUACUGCCAGGCAUCCUUAUUGGCGACGAGUUCCCCGGUGACUUCGAAGCAUUGUGCGUCUUACGCACGCCACAGCGCGCCACAAUUUCAUUAAUAUGCUGUGUAGCGAGGAAGCUGUCGAGUUCAACGAGCUCGAGCAGUUCCUCCGUCUCAAGGAGGAGUGGAAGCCGUUCGAAGAUGACAAGCCUGCACUCCCCGCGCAGCCCGUCGGCGUGGCAGGAGCGUACACGCCCGCACAGAUGCAUCCCCACCAUCAGCCCACACCUUCGCCACAGCCUUCGCCGCUCAAGAGUAAGGCGAAAACAACUGCAAGCAAGGCAAAGGGCUUUGAUGCAGGGGAAGAGCUUGGUGAUUCCCGGCUGCAGGGCGUCAACGUAACCGAUGACGACCUCCUGGCGCUCGUAGAGGAACUUGGCCUCGGAGGGGACGACGCGAGCGACCUUGUGAAGGGCCUCACCGGUGACAGUCAUACUCCAGCAGUGGAUCAAGAGGCUGCGACAACGAAGGUCGAUGCAAAGCCUAAGCCAGACGAGGUGAAGGGCGGGGAGACCAAGCUUGACGAGGGGAAAGAGAAGCUCCAGCUUGAAGAGAAGGAGGACAAGGAUGAGAUCAGGGAGCGCAAGUCAGAAGAGAGCGCGCAGCCCAAGCUAGAAGAGACAAGCGAGUCGACUUAGAAGUCGAGACGUGGAACCUUCGCGAGUCUUCAUUUUGCCUCUUUUCGCGUAGUGUUGAGCAUACAACACGCGAUAGCUAUCAUUUUGGACCUCUUCAUUUAGUACAACGGAAUAUGGAUAGGAUUGCGGGUAUGGGGUAGGAAUAGUGGGUACGUUACCCUGCGUCAAAGCCACAACCACUGCAGGUACAAUUACAAUACUGGAACAUUCAUCACAC
Molecule: messenger RNA, 1038 nt
Organism: Postia placenta MAD-698-R-SB12
Lineage: Eukaryota; Fungi; Basidiomycota; Agaricomycetes; Polyporales; Adustoporiaceae
Exons: 4
Coding region: 243-821 (192 amino acids)
Source: RefSeq, a predicted model, not a curated record